Vombatus ursinus (common wombat) is the source of this 799-nucleotide messenger RNA. RefSeq names its product apoptosis-associated speck-like protein containing a CARD. Lineage: Eukaryota; Metazoa; Chordata; Mammalia; Diprotodontia; Vombatidae. The transcript is spliced from 3 exons. The record is from RefSeq and is a predicted model, not a curated record. Bases 70 to 672 code for a protein of 200 amino acids. Gene Ontology annotation, biological process: innate immune response; regulation of apoptotic process; inflammatory response.
AGUUCCGCCCAGGGAACUGGGUGGUGAGAUACGAAACAGGCGGGUUAGAUCGCUGAGUCUGGGGGAGCCAUGUCUUGCGGCCGGGAACUCAUCCUGAAGGCUCUGGACAACCUGACCGAAAAUGAGUUCCAGAGGUUCAAAAGCAGGUUGCUGACGGUGCCCUUGCGGGACGACUUCAAACGCAUUCCCCGGGGAAGCUUGCCCGACCUGGACCGCGUGAGUCUCACUGACAAGAUCGUCGGUAGCUACCUAGAUGACUACGGGAUAGAGCUGACUGUGCAGGUGCUCCAGGACAUCCACAUGAGGGAGGAGGCUGUGAGACUCCAGGGAGCAGUAGGGUCUGCCUCAAGACCUCACCUAGUUGAAAAUGCAGCCCGGCCCACUCAGCAUUCAACUACAGCAUCCACUCCAUCAGGAAUACAUUUUGUGGAUAAGCACCGGGCAAGCCUCAUCAGUAAUGUCACCCUGGUGGAUCAAGUCCUUGAUCGGUUGUGUGGGCAUAUUCUGAAUCCAGAGCACUAUGAAGCAAUCAGGGCUGAGAACACCCCUCAAAACCAGAUGAGGAGGCUCUACAGCUUUAUGCGAGCCUGGGAUGAUACAUGUAAAGACCAGCUCUUAGAAGCUCUGAAGGAGACCCACCCUUCCCUGGUGCAAAAACUGGAGAGGAGCUGAGGGUCUCCUAGAAUUCCCUUUUACUACAGGAUCUAAGAACCCCAUUCCGAACCUGGCACUUCAACAUCUGGCUCUCAAGGCCCCCACAAAUUGCCUUAAAAAAGUAAAAUAAAACUAUGAGAACGGA